Microthlaspi erraticum is the source of this 972-nucleotide messenger RNA. The record is from the annotation of a GenBank genome assembly. Lineage: Eukaryota; Viridiplantae; Streptophyta; Magnoliopsida; Brassicales; Brassicaceae.
AUGGAGACUCAGCUACUCAAACCCGCGUUUCACAAUCCCUCAGGCCUCAUCAAUCUCACGACGAAUUCUUCUAAACCGGUCUCGAAUUUCGCCGUCGGAUCAUUAUCAAUGUCCACCGGUCAAUCGAGAUUUGGUUUACCUGGGUCUCUCUCCCUCCGUCUCUGCGCAGCUUCGCCGAUCCGAUACACGAGAGGGCUACGAGUGGAUGAGAGUGAGAGCUUGACACUUGACAGCAUAAGACACUCUUUGAUCCGUCAAGAAGACAGCAUUAUCUUCAACCUUCUUGAGCGAGCUCAGUAUCGCUACAACGCUGAUACAUACGACGAAGACGCCUUUGCUAUAGAAGGGUUUCAAGGAUCUUUGGUUGAGUUUAUGGUCAGAGAAACUGAACAGCUUCACGCUAAGGUGGACAGGUACAAGAGUCCAGACGAACAUCCCUUUUUCCCUGAAUGCUUGCCUGAGCCAAUCCUUCCUCCGAUUCAAUACCCUCAGGUUCUGCAUCAUUGCGCAGAGUCGAUAAACAUCAACAAGAAAGUGUGGAACAUGUAUUUCAAACACCUUCUUCCAAGACUGGUUAAGCCAGGAGACGAUGGUAAUUGUGGCUCGGCUGCUCUCUGUGACACAAUGUGUUUGCAGAUAUUGUCAAAGAGGAUUCACUUUGGUAAAUUUGUUGCUGAGGCCAAGUUUUGUGAGAAUCCAUCUGCUUAUGAAACAGCUAUAAGAGAACAAGACCGGACACAGCUGAUGAGACUGCUAACGUAUGAGUCUGUUGAGGAAGUGAUCAAGAAGAGAGUUGAGAUCAAGGCGAUGAUUUUCGGUCAAGACAUAACCAUCAACAACGAUCCAGAAACCGGAGCUGAUCCUGCUUCCUGCAAAAUCAAUCCUAGCUUAGUUGCUAAACUCUACGGAGAGAGAAUCAUGCCUCUCACUAAGGAAGUCCAAACUGAGUACUUGCUUAGACGGCUAGAUUGA